Molecule: messenger RNA, 1606 nt
Organism: Motacilla alba alba
Lineage: Eukaryota; Metazoa; Chordata; Aves; Passeriformes; Motacillidae
Product: elongator complex protein 3-like
Exons: 11
Coding region: 1-1140 (379 amino acids)
Biological process (GO): tRNA wobble base 5-methoxycarbonylmethyl-2-thiouridinylation
Cellular component (GO): cytoplasm; nucleus; elongator holoenzyme complex
Molecular function (GO): acyltransferase activity, transferring groups other than amino-acyl groups
Source: RefSeq, a predicted model, not a curated record
AUGUUCCCGCUGCCGUCCGGGUGCUCUCUGCCGUCGCUGGGCUCGGAGCUCUGGUUCGCGCAGAGCAAGAUCAGCGAGAUCCUGGCCGGCAGCGGCGCCGCCUUCAGCGCCGAGCGCCUCGCGGCCAAGUUCUGCCCCCAGAGCGGCGAGGAGGAUCGUCUGUCCAAGCGCAAGAGCAUCGGCGAGACGGCCUCGCUGCAGGUGGAGGUGGAGUCGCGCAACAGCCCCGAGAGGGAGCAGAGAGCCCCGGCUGAGGAGAUCACCUACGAGACGCUCAAGAAGGCCAUCGCGGACAGCGUGGCGGCGGAGGAGCAGGAGCGGGAGCGGCGGCGGCUGCUGGUGCAGAAGUUCCAGAAGGCUCCGUUCGAGGAGAUCGCCGCCCACUGCGGAGCCAGGUCCCAGGAGUUUUUUGAGAACCCCGCGUUCCGUCCCGACGGGAUGAAGCUCUACCCCACGCUGGUGAUCCGCGGCACCGGGCUCUACGAGCUCUGGAAAACCGGGAGAUACCGGAGUUACCCGCCCAGCACCCUGGUGGAUCUGGUGGCCAGGAUCCUGGCCCUGGUGCCGCCCUGGACCCGCGUCUACCGCGUCCAGAGGGAUAUCCCGAUGCCUCUGGUCAGCUCCGGGGUGGAGCACGGGAACCUGAGGGAGCUCGCCCUGGCCAGGAUGAAGGACCUUGGGACACAGUGCCGCGACGUGAGGACGCGGGAGGUCGGCAUUCAGGAGAUCCACCACAAAGUGAGGCCCUACCAGGUGGAGCUGAUCCGUCGGGAUUACGUGGCCAACGGGGGCUGGGAGACGUUCCUGUCCUACGAGGAUCCCGAGCAGGACAUCCUGGUGGGGCUGCUGCGCCUCCGGAAGAGCUCCCCGGAGUCCUUCCGCCCUGAGCUCAAGGGCGGCGUCUCCAUCGUCCGGGAAUUGCACGUCUACGGCAGCGUGGUGCCCGUCAGCAGCCGGGAUCCCUCCAAAUUCCAGCAUCAGGGAUUUGGAAUGCUGCUGAUGGAGGAGGCGGAGAGGAUCGCCAAGGAGGAGCACGGGGCUCGGAAAAUUGCCGUCAUUUCAGGUGUCGGCACCAGGAAUUACUACAGGAAGAUCGGCUAUGAGCUGGAAGGGCCCUACAUGGUGAAAUGGCUGGAAUGAUGAUCCCGGAGAUCCUCAUCCUGGAAGAGGAGCAGGAAGGACGCGACGCUCAUCCCGGGAAUAACGCUCAUCCCGGGAAUAACGCUCAUCCCGCGAAUAAAGCCCAGGACUUGUUUCUGCCAGAGCCCCCGGCUGCAGAAAGCAGAGUUGGACGUGAUGAUCCUGGUGGUCCCUCCUAAUUCCACGAUUUUAGGAAAUAGGGCAUCAGCUCCUCUGGGAAGAGCGGCCCCGGGAUCAUCCCGUUCCCGCCGGAGAGGCUGGGGACAUUCCAGGUGUCUCACCUGGAUUAAUCCUGCCUCGUCCUCGGGAUGGGCUCCAGCGUUCGCAUUUGAGGGAUGAAUUUCAGGAUUUGGGGUGGCCAGGUGGGGAAACGGCUUUUUUCCUGCUGCUGUCAGCUUUUCCUGGCUCUGCGUUAAAACCAGGCCUGUUGCUCUGGCCGGGAAUAAAUUCCGUGAUUAUUUAUUUA